GUAGUCUAUGACGACAAAGGAAGUCAUCAUAAAAACUUGUGCCUCUAACACGGCCGUUUUUAGUUUCAUUUGUGUGCAGUUAGCCUUGGAGAACCGGCCUGACCCUCCCAGCUGAAUACAGCAGUGGGCCAUAGCUUACAGGAACGUUACUGCACUGUACGAGAUAAGAGAGUCAAGUCAAAUUUAGUCAAUGAAGAGGAGGGCAAGGAGGGGGAGGAGGAAAAUGGAUCAGUCAGCAAAUAGGCCAGAUGGUCAAGAUUGUCCAGAUCUGCCUGUUGCUGUUAUUGAGGAGAUCAUUCUGAACCUCCCUGCUGACCAGGCUCUGCGUGUGUGCCGCCUGGUGUGUCGCGAGUGGAAGGUGGUGGUGGACAGCGCUUCAUUCUGGAGAGAGAAGUGCCGCAGAGAAGGGCUGAAACCCCGCUGCAUCACCACGGAGCUCUGGGACUGGAAGACCUUCUACUUUCUUUUUAAGGAGGCUCGCAACCUUCUGAAGAAUCCCAGCGCAGACGAGAGUUUCAGUGGCUGGGAGAUCAUACAAAAUGGAGGUGACGGGUGGACCAUUGAGCGCAUAUUUGCACCUCACCCAGAUAACACAGUAACAAAAUGCUUUGUUACUUCUUACCAUUCAUGCCUGAAAUGUCAGCUGAUUGAUCUGGAGAAGGAAGGUUACAGUCCUGCGUUCCUUGAUGAAAUGCAGCCUGACAUUGUGAUUUCAGAUUGGUAUGCCCCACGGCGUGACUGUGGAAGCAAAUAUGACAUUUGCGUUGAACUGCUGAAUCAAAACCAGGAGGCAAUCCAAACCUUUCAACCAGAGAGUGUCUUCUUUCCACAGUGGAAUGAUCAGCAAUGGAAAGAGAUGAAACAUGUCUUUAAAAACUACGGACGAGGAGUUCGCUUCAUCCGUUUCACUCAUGGAGGUCAGGACACAAAGUGCUGGGCAGGCUACUAUGGAAUACGGGUCACCAGCAGCAGUGUUAAAGUGUGCCUAACAGCAGGGUGA
This is a messenger RNA of Colossoma macropomum (tambaqui), 1000 nucleotides long. Its product is annotated as F-box only protein 44-like. The coding region runs from base 191 to 1000 and encodes 269 amino acids. Gene Ontology annotation, biological process: glycoprotein catabolic process; SCF-dependent proteasomal ubiquitin-dependent protein catabolic process. Gene Ontology annotation, cellular component: SCF ubiquitin ligase complex; cytoplasm. The transcript has 6 exons. Gene Ontology annotation, molecular function: protein binding; ubiquitin protein ligase activity. NCBI's taxonomy places the organism in Eukaryota, Metazoa, Chordata, Actinopteri, Characiformes, Serrasalmidae. The record is from RefSeq and is a predicted model, not a curated record.